Messenger RNA from Pimephales promelas (fathead minnow), 2745 nucleotides. RefSeq names its product autoimmune regulator (gene aire). Gene Ontology annotation, cellular component: cytoplasm; nucleus. NCBI's taxonomy places the organism in Eukaryota, Metazoa, Chordata, Actinopteri, Cypriniformes, Leuciscidae. Gene Ontology annotation, biological process: humoral immune response; regulation of transcription by RNA polymerase II. Gene Ontology annotation, molecular function: DNA binding; DNA-binding transcription factor activity, RNA polymerase II-specific; translation regulator activity. The record is from RefSeq and is a predicted model, not a curated record.
GGGUGAGUAAAUAAUAGCAGAAUUUUCAUUUUUCGGGUGAACUAUCUCUUUAAUGGCUAAUUCACGUCUAGUACAUUUAUUGAGAUGCACAGAGGCUGGGAUUCCCCUUGGCAUGGAAACUAUAGUCCUCAGGAGAGACAGGUCACAUGAUUGAGAAAUCGUUUCUUGCCCAACUGUGGACUUUCCAAGCCAUACCGCACAAAUGAGCAUAAAUGCGAAUAAAUGAGGGGCAGGUAUUUUUAUACGGCCUAUAAGGUGUGAGUUAGUGUUUUAACUGUAAAUAGAAAUCCAAUGUCACCACUUAUCACAGCAGGACUAAAGGUCUUAUGAAUCAAUGGCCCCUAGAGGCCAAGAGCACAAGAGCCAUUUAUCCACCAGAAAUAAGGCACGUCAAUCACUGACACCCAUCACACCAAAUAAAAGGAAAGCAGCUAGGAGAUUACAGUACCGCUAGUCCUCAUCACCAGCAUCUGUUGACUCCACAUGUUGCAAGCAUGUCUAGGGUGGAAGGUUACGGAGAGUCUGACCUGCGCUCACAGUUACGAGCGUGUAGGACUGAGAUCGCCAUGGCAAUCCACGAUCCUUUCCCACUGCUGUAUGGGCUGGCAGAUCAGGACAUCAUCUCUGAACAGAUCCUGAGGGAGACUUUAGAGCGAAAGAAAAAGGAUGGGAUCCACAAAGCUGUCUACUCACUGCUCACUUUGCUACUGGACCAAGAUGCUACUGUCCUCCAGGCCUUCUGGAGCAAUCUCUGUAAAGAGUACAAUAAGGAUUGUUACCCAAAACUGGAAACCCUGUUUUUGAACCUCCCCAAAGGGUUAAAGCAGGUGGCCAGACACACUGGGACACGCUGGGACCGCAGCCAGUCAGGCAGAAAGAAAGGGGUGGCCGAAAAACACCUGACCCACCGGUCCCAUCACCACACCAAGAAAGCCAUAACCUCCAGCUCAGGAAGCAAAGGCAAGCCAUUGAGGAAGACAGAUGGUGCAGCACUUUCUCAGGUCUCAGUGGGAAAUGGGGUCCAGGCUGUAUCUACCUCAGUCCAGAGGGCCGUGGCUGUAUCUGCCAGUGAGCAUCCCACUGGCUGCGGGACAGUAGAGGGGAUUCUGAUCCAGCAAGUCAUUGAGUCUGGAGGUGCCAAAAAAUGCAUCAAGGUUGGAGGAGAAUUCUACUCUUCUGGUAAACUGGAUGAGACAGUUGGAGUGCACAAGGCACAGACUGCACAAAACUAUAAUCACCAGCAGGGAGAGCCAAGCACCAGAGUCAUGGAUGUGGAGCAUAAUGAUGAUGAGUGUGCAGUGUGUAAAGAUGGUGGGGAGCUCAUCUGUUGUGAUGGGUGUCCUCGCGCCUUCCACCUCACCUGCCUGGUGCCGCCCCUCGCCUCCAUACCCAGUGGUACAUGGCGCUGUCAGCUAUGCCAAAGCAACAGAGCGAAGGACAAGACAUACAACCCCUUGCCGCCUACAGUUCACCCUCCAGUGACAGAGACAAGCUCCAGCUCAGCUGUGGACUUCUCCUUCUUCUCCUCUCUGUCCUCCACAGUCACAGCUCCACCUAUGUCUUCAGAUGGUCAAAUGGUUGGGAUCAGGAUGGCUUGUGGAAUUUGUCAUCUCAUCCAGGGAGAGCUGAUCACCUGUCCUCAGUGCCUGCAGAGUUAUCAUGCCCUCUGCAACUUCUCAAAUGGAAAGACCAGAUGUAGGAAUUGCUCCAGGUGUUGGGGUCCUGAAAGCGAAACAUCAUCAAGGAGUCUUCAGGUGAGUCAGCACAUGAGUGAUCAGGGCUUAACACCAUCAGAGCAGCUGUUCAACAGAGAUGAAAUGGACUCUAUAAUGGGGGAGAGCCCUAUAGAUGGGAUCCUGCAGUGGGCUUUCCACAACAUUUCACGUCCUCUUUCUGAGUCUCAAGGCUAUUUCCAGUGAUUCAGCGAGUCGAAUAAAUCUCUGCUGUGCCCAAAUCUCAGCAUUCCUCCUCGGUGUCUGAUGGGCUGACAUGAAGAAUAGACCACAUAGUUUCAAUAAUGUUUUGGGUCUAGAUCUCAAAAGUUAGUUUCUCCCGCAGGGUGUCUUCCCAUUAUUGUUUGAAUGAUCUCAAACUAUUUUUUGUGAAAAUAAGUACCAUAUACUGUAUAUACAAUACAACAUUUAACUUCAACCAAACCUAAAAUUAAGAAGAUAAUUUUCAACUUCCAACAUUAAAAUGAAACUUGAUGUUAAAUUUUAAUUUCAAGUACUGUACAUCAAUAAUAAAGGCAUUGCAUUGUAAGCGUCAUGUAAUACAGUACAUGUAAUCAAGUAUGUAUAUACAUGACUAUGGUACAGCAUUGUUACUAUGUUAGUCAUGGUAGACAUAUAUAUUUUUUGCAGAUGAAAAUUAUGCUGUGGUGGAUAGACUUACUGUGGCAUGUUACAAUGACAUGCGCAGUACAAAUAUAAAUACGUCAUAUUAAAAAAAAAAAAUCUGUUUCAAUGAGAUUUUGUCCAAAGAGAGACUUUUAGAAAGAUGUUUCAUCAGAUAAAUAGUUGCUGUAUCGUUAAACAACAGUACAACACUUCUGUCUCUCACAGUCUUUUUAUUCAAAAAAUAAUUAUAUCACUAACCUGAAUAAGUUUUAUAGAAGUCCUUGGCCAGAAAAAGGUUGAUAAUUAUGAAACCCGGAUUUUGAUUAAAUUGUAUUGUUCUGUAAUGGUAAAAUUCAUGUGAUAACCUCAAGAUAUGAGACAAUGGUCCAAGCAUGAAUAAAUGGAU